AUGCCUAGAAUGCGCGGCAGUCAUGAUUCAGCUAAGUACAUUGACACUCAUGGCCACCAUUGGGAAAUGAGCCGGCAAAAGACAGACCCACGAGCUCGGAGUCAUAACGCAAGUCCCCUGCUGCUGCUUCCCACAGAGAUACUUCAGUAUAUUGCAUACCUUCUCCCGAGCGAUGUCGAUAUAGUCAAUCUGGUGUCGUGCUGUGUUCACCUAGCUAGGGCGAUCUUACCGGCUCACUCGUCCAUCUGGCGGGAGCGAUUCAAGGACCUUUACGGUACCCCUCAGAGACGUUCUUCAAGUGAGCUCAAACUGGAGUAUCAGAUUCGUUCCAUUGUGCUGUCUCAGAAGAUCAACUUCCGAUACGGCCAGAAACAGGAGCAAACAUUGUGGCUGGAAGUGCUGAGAGACAUGCUUCUGGAAGCAUAUGAAUCAGCCCCGACAGAUGAACACACUGCUUCCAAACUCCUCGAGCAGAUUCAUAAGACACUCCACAACUCGGAAUUCCUGAACCGACCUGUAAGCGGAUAUGGUGACACGAAUACCGAUGCGCCUUCUGAGUUAUUUUACGCUGUUCAGCUAUGCCUCACCCACCUGGUGUUGGACCCGUCUAUGGCCGUCUAUUGCCUCAGGAAUGACUAUGAUAUUGGCGCCGUGUAUUCAUUCCAAGUCGAUAUCAGUGAGCCGCUUGUGAAUGUAGAGAAGCUGGAUCUGGGGAAAAUUUUACAUAUUCGCAACUUCUGGCUUCGUCAUCUCCUCAAUCCGAACGAAGCGACAUUCUGCUCCUCGUAUACACUGCUGCAUCAACGACCGAAUGCCACGCGAUCUCUGGGCGACAGCAGAUGUUGCUCUUUGCGCAUCAAGCUAGAUCCUGACCCGUCAAACUGGCCGACCUUAUUCGACAGCAUCAUCCCUAUCCUGGGGUCGAGAACGAGUUGCUCGUACUUUCGCGGCAUUGAAACGCAGCACGGAUCUGAUGACGAUUCAACAUACCUGGUGCGGGGCUUCACAGAAGUUAUCCCAAAGGCUCACGGUGGCUUCCCCUAUUGGCGCCGUAUAUGCUUUGCCAUCUACGAUGCGGACAGGGAACAACUCCCGCUUAUACCAAACGAUGAUGGGACAUCUGGAAAGGGAAAGGACGAUCUAUGGCUCCCGGAGGAAGCGUGGCCGCCAUAUGAUUUGGAGGUGGAAUUCAAUUGGGUCCAUGGAUACGAGGGGGUCAUUCUUCCCAGUGGAACGAUCAUGAUCGGACGAUGGAUUGAUAUGGUUGAACCGACUGCCCGAGGUCCUUUCAUUUUCUGGAAUGUGUGA
Aspergillus fumigatus Af293 is the source of this 1308-nucleotide messenger RNA. The record is from RefSeq and is a predicted model, not a curated record. Lineage: Eukaryota; Fungi; Ascomycota; Eurotiomycetes; Eurotiales; Aspergillaceae.